Molecule: messenger RNA, 4991 nt
Organism: Hydractinia symbiolongicarpus
Lineage: Eukaryota; Metazoa; Cnidaria; Hydrozoa; Anthoathecata; Hydractiniidae
Product: TNF receptor-associated factor 3-like
Exons: 9
Coding region: 272-1927 (551 amino acids)
Molecular function (GO): zinc ion binding
Source: RefSeq, a predicted model, not a curated record
CCGUGGAAAACAAUAGGAAAGAUCUGUCAUUUGAAUUUUGAUGACAUCAGCAAUGACCUGACAAUAAAGAAAAAACUUUUUAUCCAUAACUAUUAUAUAAAAAAACAUUACGCAAUACGUGCAAUGUAUAACAUUUAUUACUAAGUUGUAAUAAAAUAAUGUAAUAGACAUUUUUAAGCUUUAUUGUAUAAACCUUUUUUCGCAAUUUAACAGACAAAGCAAUAUAUUGAUUUUUAAGAGCUGCAUCAACUAACAAAAAACAUAAGUAAAUAUGUCUGGUGGAUACGAAUAUGAAGUUGUGGGUGAAGCAUUACAAGAUUUGUUUUGCCCUAUUUGCUUGAAUUUAUUGAAGAACGCUAUGGAAUUAGAAUGUGGACAUGCGUUGUGUCAAACUUGUUUGCAAAAUCUCGAAGCAAGCAGCAAAGAAAGAGGUUUUGGUUUUGUUUGCCCAAGUUGUAAGCAAGAAAUCCAUAGUGAACGUGUAAACCCUGCUAAAACGAUCAAUAGAAUCGUUCUAGGUGUCAAAGUAAAGUGCGAACAUUUUAUGAAAGGAUGUCUUUGGAUUGGAGAACUCAGUAAUAUGCCGCACCACCUUCAAAGAGAGUGCAAUUUUCAGCUUGUAAAUUGUACAUUUGAACAAUGUAAAGAAACAAUCGAACGUCAUAUGCUAUGUGGUCAUCUAGAAGAAUGCUUGUAUCAGCCUGUAACAUGCGAGUAUUGUUCGGUUGCAUGUUUGAAAUUGGAAAUGGAGGAUCAUUACAACACCUGUGAGAAAUAUCCUGUUUUUUGUCCAAACAAUUGUUCAUUGGAAAAAAUGGAAAGAAACAUGGUGGGGGAUCAUCGUAAAAGUUGCAGUAAUGAAGUUAUUGCUUGCGAAUUUUCAUCAUUUGGGUGUCAAUUUGAGUCUUCCAGGAAAUAUCUGCUGCAACACGGUCAGGAUGCUUCUCAAUAUCACUUGUCUUUAACUCUAAAGAGCGUUAAUGAAAUGACAGUAAAAAUGAAAGACAUGGAAGAAAGUAUAAAGAUACAAAUUCUGGAAACAAACAGAACAAUUGAAUUUAUGAAAACUGAAGAAAUGACCAAAACGGCCACUACGGAAAGGAGGAUUAGUGAAAUGUCAGCUGAAAUCCAAAAAAUAAGUCUUAAAAACCUUGAAGCAGGCCGAACAAUUGAAUGUAUUCGAAAGGAAGAAAUAAGAAGAGUUGCGAAGGAAGAGAUGUGGUACACAGAUAAACUUCUAGAUCUGUUUAAGUUAGAAAUAAAUAGUGAAAAUGUGUGUGAGGAAUUAAAGCCAUCUUUUGAUGAUGUCGUAAAAGAAUUUGAUGAAAAUUUGGGGUUGAUAAACAAAGGGUUGCCAUGGUUAAGGGAUGAGUUAAAAGGAAUAGCAGCGAGAGAAGAUACUGCAAAUAGAGAGAGGUUUUCAAAUCAAUUUAGGAAAAAAUUAAAAAAAUGCAUGUUGGUUUUGAAGAAAGAUGUGUUUGUUUUUGAGAUAAAUGAAGAAAAACUGUUUAAUCAAGUACUUAGAAAAAUAUUUGAAGAAGGUCAGGAAAGACAUAUUGAAUCAAUUUUGAAAUGCGAUAAAAGAUUUCAUUCUUUGCUUAACACAAUGGAAAUAAACACAAAGUAUUCAUGUGGGAAAGAACACUUUUACAAACUUAACCUCUUUAAAAGAUUUCCGCUAUCCGGUGCAGUUUUAGUCGAUAAUGAAGAUGUAUCUAUAUCAUUUUGCCCACCUGGCUUCCUUUAUUGGAAGAAAAUUAAUCCUGCUGUGAAGUCUUUCAUUAUUUACAAUUCGAAAAUGGAAGAGAAAAUUUACGACAUUGAUGCUACACAGGAAAGAGUAGAUGUUUCAAAGUUGAUGAAUCAAAUUACGUUUGGUUUUUAUGUCGGUGGAGCAAGCAGACUCGCAUUUCUCGCAUACUACUAAUGUUUUGUCCUAAAAUUCAAAAUGCUACAUAAAGCUGUUGGCUGACUGAAAAACGGAAAACUUUGGUUUGUUGAACUGUAAUGUUAUUAAUUUUACAUUACUAUUGUUUCUCUUUAUAUGUGUUUUACUAAGCAUAAAUAGCUAGCUUUAGUUUUAGCUAAGUCUUCCCAGUUUAAGUAUAUUUGACUGGGUGUCUUAGCUACUGUUAGCUAGCUAAUGUUAACCUCCAAGUCCAGCUCCCCAUCCCAUGCUAGCUUUAACCUAUGACUUCUGUUGUUUUCCUCUUUUUUAAUAAUCUAACUACUAUAGUUUCCAAAUUUCCCUUCUUUUACAAGCACGAAUUACGAUGUAACAAGCUAGCUAGCUACCUACAAAAUCGUUCGAAGACUUGAACUUUUGCAGGAUAGUAGGAUGUAUUUUUAUGCCCAUAGGUUAUAGAUGAAUUCUGUUGUUUACAUUUUCAGUGGUAAGCUCUUUCGGCUUUGGCAUUUGCAUGGCAGGGAAAAAGAUUGGGGUGCUAGGUGAAGCAAAGUAAUUAUCAGUUCAUUUCUUUAAACAAGGCAUUCUUAAUGAAUUCAAAUAAAUCAGAAGGCAUCAACCUACACUCGAUAAUAGUUCAUAACCCCAACGAUGUCCCCGUUAGAAGAAAUUCACAGUAAAAGACCUUUCUUCACCAAAUCCUUUUUUCCUGCCACGCAAAAGCCAGAGCCAAGGAGCUUACCGCUAAAAAGUAAACAAAUGACGUCACGCUGAAAUUCAUUUAUAAUUUUUUUUUUACAUUGCCUGUGCACUUUAUAAGGGGGACCACGUGCAAUAUGACAAGUGGAACGAAUUUUAUAGAAUUUAAAGUGUGUGUGUUAAGUUAUUUAUUAUUGUUUUGUUUCUGAUUUUGUAAUCUAAUGGGCGAUGACUGUAUGCCCGGAAAUGACUGAUUUUUCUAAAUUUGAUGUGUUUCACAACCUUUUUGUGGAAGAUUGAUGGGUAAUGGUAAUGUACGACAUGCUGAAUGAAAUUAUUUUUGUUGAUUUAGAUGUGUUUCUCAAAAACCGAUCUGUUUUACAUUUUGUGUAAACUUUUGUUUACGAACCGUUUACAAUGUUUCCAAAAUAAUGAUCUUUGUUGAUUCAAGUUUAUUCUUUACUCAUUGAUUUUUCACAUUUAGGUUUAAAAUUGUUGGAAAAAGAGCAAUACGGAACUAAAAAGGAAAAUUUUUGUGUUCUUAACUGGUUGAUUUUUACAUUUUGUGUAAAUUUUUGUGGGAGAGGAUGGUAUCCAACCGCAAUGAGUGAUUUUUCUAGAUUUAAAUUUGAUGUUUUUGAAACUAUAUGGCGUUUUCAUAUUUUUGUAAAUCUUUUAAGGGAAGACAAUAUUUAAAAUGUGUAAAGAACUUAUAUUUGUUGAUUUGUGCUAACUCUUGCAGGCCUCCUUUUUGACACUUCAGAAUAAAAUACUGAGGGUUUUCAACAUAACCACUUAUAAGAUGUACAUAUUUUAGAUGCGUUAUUUCUGACAUUGUUAUUAUCCGUGUUGUGACUGUCGGUGUUGUAACUGGUGUUCUUACUGUCGGUUUUGUGAGUAUUGGUGAGUGUGGAUGUUGUUAGUGUCGUUGUUGUAACUUUUUAUCAACUAGAUUUUACACCUUGCAAGCUGUUCUUUUUGAUUUUGUGUAAGAUUUGUGUGGAGGAUUUAAUGCGAUUUUACAUUUGACAUUUUGUGUAAGAUUUUAAGAACAUCUUUUUUUGUAUAUGCACUACUGACGUCAACAAAACAUCUAAAGCAACCUAUUUUUCAUUGGCCUUUUGCCUAAGUGAAUUUUUACACGGGCCUUAUCGACUAGUUAUUAAUAAUAAAGAAUUAAUUUUGUAAGUAGAAGAGAGAUGAGACCAAAAGAAACAAUACAAUACGUUGUUACGAAAUAAAACCAUUUUUAAUAAAAUUAAUUUGAUAUCUAUUUGUGUAUUCAAUUUAGGUUUGUUAAUUGCUAUAUUAAAAGCAAUGACAUUAAAACUUUUUAACAUUUUGAGGUUUAAGUCUUUUAACGUAUUAGUGAACUUCUUAUCGUAGUUUUGUACUUCAGGUAUUUUGAUGCAAAACAGUAUAUCUUUUUGACAAAUGUAAUUAAUUUGGCGCUUAAACAAGACUUCUAGCGUGAAUAUGCGAAAUUGUUCUUUUUUGUUCACAAAAAAUAUUGGAAUAUAAAGUUAGACGAAGAAGAUUAGCUAUCGAUAGCGUGUUUAUCAUGAACAUUUGAAAUAACUAAUUUUUUAAUGAUUGGUCCAGUAAAAAAUUUGAUUGCUUGUAAUUCUGUUAUUUAAUAGGGAUAUUUAUUUUUCCAUUCCAGACUGUAUUUCGCCUCAGUCUACGGAUUAAGUCACUAACAAAACAAGCUUUUCAAGAAAUCAACUGUUAUAUAAGCAUUCGAAGCAUACUUCGAUAAAGUGCAGAUAGUAAAUCCCAGUAUUAUCUUCUUUAGGAAGUUUCCUCUCAAAAUUAUGUAAGCACUAUCACCCAGUAGAAAGUAUUUCAUUUAUCUCUUUCCGUUUUCGCCUGUUGCUGUGGUUGUUGCUAAUGCAGCAAAGUGUACUAAUUUUAUGUACUCAAACCAAUAACAAAUAUGUUUUACAACAUCUCAUUUGCACACAUACACAUAAUGUUCAAUUUGGUACGUUACGCAAACUUUCUAUAUCUUUUGAUAUGUGUAGCAAUAGAAUAAGUUAAAAUAGGAAGAAAACUUUCCAAUAAAUGCACUGGACCACUUCAUUAAAGUUUUUAAUGUAUUAAUUAAAAGCAUCGUAUAGAGAAGGAUAGCUAUUUUUGUUACUGUUGGUGAAUAUUUUCUUCUCUUUUUUUGCACAGAGAAAGUAUUAUAAUAUUCAUUAUAAACGAAUGCACUUUAGAAUGUUUUUUAAUGCGGAAUUUUCAUAAAAAACUAGCUGCGAUGUAUGUAUAUGAAUAUGUAUAAUUGUUUCCUUGUUGAUUGUAUUGUUAAAGAAACUUUUCUAUUGUGAUUAAUGACUGUACACAUUUGUUGAAAGUGUAGAUUAAAAUCUUUCUAACAAUGAAA